This is a messenger RNA of Ostreobium quekettii, 513 nucleotides long. The record is from the annotation of a GenBank genome assembly. NCBI's taxonomy places the organism in Eukaryota, Viridiplantae, Chlorophyta, Ulvophyceae, Bryopsidales, Ostreobiaceae.
AUGGGACAGAAAUUUCAGGAUGCUGCUCCAAACGUGGCCCUGAGCAUGCUUGAAAACCCGUUUGGUGUAGAAUACCGAGUCACAACUUGCAGACAGGGGACGCUCUGCAGCAGAGUGCUGACUGUCCUUGUGGCAGUAUUCCUCGAGUGGGUCGGUGGUUGGCGGAUCGUGGCAGCUGCAGCAGCGGUGCACCUGCUGGCCUGGGCGCGGUCCCUGCGGCACGAGAGCCUGGUGGUGCUGGACGACAUCGGCAUUCGGCUGGAGUCCCACCGGGCAUGCUGGCCGCCUUCUAGGACCUUCCUGGAGGUCGACAGGAUCGAGGCCAUGGUUCUCAGCGAGGUCAUCUCCCUAAGCGGCGUCAAAUUCUACCUUGUGUUCAAACUUAAAGGCCGUUCAAAGCUGGCCGUCGCCUUCAGGGAGCUGGCGCCGAGGUUGCACAUCCUCAAGGAGGUGUACCGGGGCGUGCAUGCCACAGUUUUCUCAGGAGGCGAAAACGCCAAGGAAUGUUGCUGA